CAUAUUUUCCUAGUUUCUAUUUUGCUUUUGUUUAAGGUGGUGUGACAUUUUUAAAAUAAUGAAAGAUCAUGCGGAAAAUGACAGAAUUGUUAUCACGGGAAUUUCCGGGAAAUUUCCCCAGUGUGCAAAUGUUGAAGAGUUCAAGGAAGCUCUUUUCGGUGGUGUAGAUUUAGUCAAAGAAGAUAGUCAGAGAUAUCCAGCUGGUAUUAUGGGCGUUCCAAAGAGAAGCGGGGUUCUUUUGGAGAUAGAUAAAUUUGAUGCAUCCUUCUUCGGCAUUCAUCCUAAACAGACGGAUUUUACAGAUCCACGACACCGAAUUCUUCUAGAAACUGUAUACGAAAGUAUCAUUGAUGCUGGCUAUAAUCCAGCGGAGCUUAGAGGGUCUAAAACUGGAGUCUACGUAGCAAUAGGUAGCUUUAACUGCUACGAAGAAUUCCACAAAGAAAAAAGCACAGGUGGUUAUACUAUUAUCGGUGCUAACUUAUCUGUGGCUGCUAACCGAGUUUCAUACUGCUUUGACUUUAAAGGUCCAAGCUUUGCUUUGGAUGCUGCAUGUUCGAGUAGUACAUAUGCUUUUGUCUGCGCGAUUAAGGACAUGUUGUUAGGAGAAACUGAUAGUGCUAUAGUUUGCGGUACACAAUUAUUUCAACAUCCUUUUGAAACAGCAGAGUUUAUGAGGCUAAAUAUGUUGUCGCCAGAAGGUAAAUGUAAGGUGUUCUCAACCAAUCGAGAUGGAUACGUACGAGCAGAAACUGUAGUUAGUUACUUUUUGCAAAGAGAGAGUAAAAGCAGACGAGUAUAUGCCACUGUUCUUGCAGCUAAGUCCGCUACAGAUGGCUUCAAGGAAGAGGGAAUUACUUAUCCUUCUAUCGAAGAACAAUUUAUCCUAAUGAGAAACUUAUAUGAUUCUAUUAACGUAGAUCCAGAUACCAUACAGUAUGUAGAGGCACAUGGAACAGGUACUCCUGUUGGUGACAUAAUUGAAUGUGAAUCUCUCAGAAAACAUUUCUGCCAGAAAAGAAACGAACCUUUACUUAUUGGGUCUGUCAAAUCAAACAUGGGUCACUCCGAAGUUGCUUCAGGAUUAUGUUCUUUAACAAAAGCAGUUAUUACUAUGGAAGAAGGCAUGAUACCGGCAAAUAUCCAUGCUGAAUCCCUAGAUAGUUCCCUGCCUGGACUAAAAGAAAACCAGUUAAAGGUUGUUACAAAAAAUACUAAAUUCAACGGUGGUAUUAUCGGAGUCAAUUGUUUUGGAUUUGGAGGAGCAAAUACACAUAUUGUUAUAGAUUCAAACAAAAAAGAAAAAUCUGCUAUCGUCUAUAAACGACCUAAGAAUCGUUUAGUUCAAUUUUCUGGGAGAACAGAAGAAGCAGUAUUACAUUUUUUGGAUGGUGUGGAAAAGAACCAAGACGAUCCAGAGUUUCUAGCCAUGGUAGAUGAAAUUCAUAAACUUAAUAUUAAGGGACAUACAUACAGAGGCUAUACGGUAUUAGGAGAACAUCAGAUCAAAGAAAUUGGAAAAUACAACAAAAAGAGACCAAUCUGGUUCGUAUAUACCGGCAUGGGAUCUCAUUGGAACAAAAUGGGAAGAGAUUUAUUAAAUAUUCCCAUAUUUAAAAACACUAUAACUCGUUGCGCCAGAGUUUUAGAGCCAUAUGGUAUCGAUUUGAUUAAUGUUAUCACCAGUGAAGAUCCUAGAGUGUUUGAUAAUAUUACCAAUAUCUUCUGUGGUAUAGGAAGUAUAGAAAUUGCUUUAACAGAUUUAUUGCAUUCAUUAAAUAUUUAUCCAGAUGGAAUAUGUGGACAUUCCUUAGGAGAAGUUGGUUGCGGUUAUGCUGACGGCCAGGUUUCUGUUGAACAAGCAACUUUAUUAUGUUACGCGAGAGGAUACGCUUCGUCCAAUAGUACUAUUAUCCCAGGUCAAAUGGCAGCUAUUGGAUUGAGUAAAGGAGAGGUCUCUAAGAUGCUUCCACAGGAUAUUUUUGUUGCUUGUCAGAAUGCCAAAGAAAGUGUAACGAUAGCAGGACCCCGGGAAGAAACUAAGGCUUUUGUAGAACAACUAUCAGCGAAAGGAAUUUUUGCAAAAUUGGUAAAUUCAGGAGGAAUACCGUAUCAUACGAAAUACGUAAAAGAAGCUGGGGACUUAUUUUUAGACUUCUGUAAACUAGUUUUGCCUGACCCUAAACCACGAAGUGAAAAGUGGGUAUCAAGUUCUGUUCCUGAGUCCAAAAAGCACGAGAAAUGGGCACAGUUAAAUUGUGCUGAAUACCAUCACAAUAAUUUUUGUAACCCCGUGUUGUUCGACCAAGUUUAUAAUCAUAUUCCUAAAAAUGCAAUUGUUAUAGAGGUUUCUCCGCAUGGUUUAUUACAAGCGAUCUUGAAACGAGAAAUGGGACCAGAAGCUACCCAAAUAUCUAUUACCAAUAGGUCGAGUGGAGAUAAUGAGAAAUUUUUCCUGUCAGCAUUAGGGAAAUUCUAUCUUGCUGGUGGGCAACCAAAUUUAAGAAAAUUAUACAACGAAGUUACUUUUCCCGUCAGUCGUGGAACUAAAAUGUUAUCAUCCCUCGUAAAGUGGGAUCAUAGUGUAUCAUGGUUCAGUAAAAGAUAUGAACACAAAAAUUCUUGUGGAAUAUCAGUAAAUGUUAGCCUAUCCGAUGAAGAAUUUGCUUAUUUAGAGGGCCAUCAAAUAGAUGGGAGGAUUUUAAUGCCGGCAACCGGAUAUAUUGAUUUAAUCUGGAACGUCAUAGCUGAGUUUAAUUUAAAGAAUAAGGAGGAGUUGCCUAUUAUAAUGGAAAAUAUUAAAUUUAAACGAGCCACUAUCGUAACAGAUGGAGAAGGUGUGACGUUUAAUAUAACUGUAAUGAAACAAUCAGGCUAUUUUGAAAUUUUCGAAAGUGGGGCCGUGGUUUGUACAGGAUAUGUACGAGUUCCCAAAGACGUAUCAUCAGAGUUUAAAGAAAAAGACGGUUUAAAGGUGUCCAAUAGUCAAGAAAUUACAUUAGAAGAACAUGACAUAUAUCAAGAGUGUCAGCUGAGAAGGUACAUGUAUAAGAACUAUUUUAGAGGACUAACGGAAUGUGAUUUAAGUGGGCGAAAUGGCAGAGUUCAGUGGAAAGGAAAGUUUGGCAGCUUUUUUGAUACGAUGCUGCACAUAACUAUAAUCGGAAUGUGCUCUAGAGAUUCGCUUCUUCCAACUAGUAUUCGGCAGAUAACUGUAGAUCCCAUUAAACACAUGGAAAUGGUCGACAAGAAUAAGGAAGAGCUACCCAUCACUUACAACACUUGUCAAAACAUAAUAAAAUCUGGAGGCGUAGAAAUUAUUGGAACAGAAUACUCCAAAGCACCACGUCGUCAACACACGCAGGAACCCCCAUAUUGUGAAACUUACAGUCUAGUUAAUUACAGCGAAACUGCUGCCGAGUAUGACUUAGAGACUGCCAUGUCAACAGCGAUGCAAAUAAUCCUGCAAAAUAACACAGGGACGGUUAAGCAGGUAAAGAUUUGUGAAAUUAUGCCAACUCAAGGUAAUAGAGAAAUAGAUCCGAUUGUUAAAAAUAUUAUGGCUAAACAAGUAUUAAGUAAAAUUGAGUAUUUCAGUAGCCGCUUAGAAAAUUUAAAAGACAAAUUCCAAGCCAUUAUUAUUAACGACAAAGAAGUACAGCUGGAAGAAUUAAAUAAACUAGUAAAUAAUCUGACAGAAAAUGGUUUCAUUCUAUUUAAAGGUUCCUUCGAACAUACUAGGCAUUCGUCUUUAGAAAUAAUUUUUGAGUCAGUUCUCGAUAACGACAAAGUGUAUCUUUUAAAGCCAACAACUGAAGUGUCCAAAAAUUAUGCUGUUCUAAACAUAAGCAACACAAACUUAGAUUGGUUGGAAAAUCUCAAGAAUUUAGGUAAAAUUAACGAAGAAAAAACCGUAUACUUAGUCAGUCAAAACGAAGAUUUCAGCGGAAUAAUAGGAUUGACCAAGUGUUUAUUAACUGAAACUACUAAGUUAAGAUUUCGUGCAUUUUUCAUUGAUCAACAUGGAAGUAAGUUUUCCGUAAACGACCCUUUCUAUAAAAAUCAGAUUAAAAAGGACCUUACUUUCAAUGUUCUGAGCAACAACAAAUGGGGUACUUAUGUCCAUUUACCUUUAAGAGAUUUAAAUAAGCAAACUGUUGGCAAUGCUGCCGUCGAUAUAAGCACCCUGGGUGAUUUGUCUACAAUAGAAUGGACUGAAAUGGCUUUCGAGGGUAGGAGGGUAACUGAAGAAUCUGAAAUGGUUUAUGUCUAUUAUUCUGCGCUCAACUUCAGAGAUGUCAUGGUUGCUCUCGGUAAGGUUCCCAUAGACAGCAAUGAUAAUGUUCCCACCAAAAGUUCUGGCAUGGGAUUGGAAUUUUCUGGAAUAUCGGCCAGUGGUAAACGGAUAAUGGGUUUUGUUAAUGGUGACGCUUUAGCAUUGCAAGUUCAAUAUGACCCAUACUUUACUUGGGAAAUACCUAACGACUGGAGUUUACGUGAAGCAUGUACUAUCCCUUGCGUUUAUGCAACAUGCUAUUAUGGACUGAUUAUGAGGGGGCAAAUGCAGCCUGGGGAAUCCAUCCUAAUACAUGCUGGAACGGGAGGAAUUGGUUUAGCUGCUAUAAAUAUUGCAUUGUCCAUGGACUGUGAGGUGUACACCACAGUCAGUACAAAAGAAAAGAAGGAUUUUUUGAAAAGUAUCUUUCCGUCAAUUAAAGAUGAAAACAUAGGGAAUUCGCGGGAUCUAUCUUUCGAAAUAAUGAUCAAGAACAACACAAACGGAAGAGGUGUUGAUUUAGUACUAAACUCCUUAGCAGACACUAUGUUCCAAGCAUCAAUGAGAUGUGUAGCUCCAGGAGGAAGAUUUAUAGAAAUUGGCAAGGUCGAUUUAAUGAAUUCCUCGCCGAUACCUUCCAGUAUGUUUCUGAAAAAUAUAUGUUUCCACGGAGUUCAUCUUGACAAAUUAUUUAGUUUUGAUGAUAGAGCACAACGUCAAAUCCAGCAACUGGUUGCAAAAGGUAUCGCUGAUGGUGUUGUAAAACCUCUACCAAAUGUUUUGUUUGAGGAGAAUGAAGUGGAGUCUGCAUUUAGAUUCCUAGCAUCUGGUAAACAUAAAGGGAAAGUAUUAAUUGAAAUUCGUAAAGAGGAGCUCUAUUCUGCGAGUAAACCUAUAAGAUCAAUACUCGCAACUCCAAAAGUAUGUCUCGAUUCGCAGCAAUCCUAUAUCGUAACAGGAGGUUUGGGUGGCUUGGGAUUGGAGUUGGCUGGGUGGUUGAUUCAAAAAGGAGCCACUAGGAUUGUGUUGAAUUCCAGAAGAGAUCUACUUAACGGAAAACAAGCUUAUCAUUUUAGGAAGUGGUCAAAUUAUAAGAAUAUUACAGUAAAGGUAGAUACUAGUGAUACUAGUACCGAAGAAGGAGCUGAUAGUCUCAUUCGGUUUGCCCAACAGUUAGGUCCAGUUGGAGGUAUUUUCAACUCUGCGCUGGUAUUAAAAGACCAAUUUUUCCUGUACCAAACUAAAGAAAACUUUUAUGAAGUAUUUAAGCCUAAAAUCUUAUCGGCUCAAAACAUUGACAAAUGCAGCCGAAAACUUUGUCCGGACUUAAACUAUUUCGUAGUAUUUUCGUCCAUUUCUACCGGAAGAGGAAAUAUUGGACAAAUUAACUACGGAAUGGCUAAUUCGGCGAUGGAGAUGUUGUGUGAGAAACGUAGAAGAGAAAAUCUACCCGCGGUGGCUAUUCAAUGGGGGCCUAUAGGGGAGGUCGGAAUCUUACAAAAAAUGGGAAUUGAAGAAAGGGUAUUUCAUGAUAUCUUACCUCAAAAUUUAGAUUCGUGUUUGAAUACCUUGGAACGAUUUAUGGUAGACGAGUACGUAAUAGGAUCUAGCGUGGUAAUCAGUGAGAGAGAUGACCAAAUGGGUAAACAAAAGACCAAAACACCAGUCGAAGCUGUAGCUCAUAUUUUAGGAAUAAAAAAUCUUGAUACAAUCGAUAAGUCAUUGACUUUGUCACAGCUUGGCCUAGAUUCUCUUAUGGUAACAGAAAUUAAACAAACCCUCUAUCGAAACUUUAAUAUAGAUUUAAGUCCUGAAGAAAUCCGAGAGCUCACGUUGAAUUCACUAGUUGCUUCAGAUUCUACUAAAAAUGAAGAUAUUUCUUUCGGUGUACAAGUUGAAGCAAAUACAUAUCUUAUAUCCGAUGAUCCUUUAAUAAAACUACGUGACUCAAAAAGUUCGAAUACGAAUAUUUUUGUAAUUCAUCCAAUUGAAGGCCAUGUCAAUGUGUUAAGACCUCUCGGAAGUAGAUUAAAUGCCACAGUUUAUGGUCUUCAAUGUACAAGUGAUACUGAGAUGAAUACUAUGAAUGAUUUUGGAAAGUACUUUGUCAAAAAAAUUAAAGAAGUACAACCUAAAGGACCCUACCAUCUAUGUGGGUACUCAUAUGGAUGUGCUCUAGGCACAGAAAUUGGAAUACAGCUAGAGAGUGCUGGUGACCAAGUUGAUGUAGUAUAUAUUGAUGGUUCACCAUCAAUGGUCCAUGAAGUUCUCAAAGUCACGCAUAUAACGAAAGGAAAUUCGGUCGAGAAUUCCAAGGAGGCCAUUUUGGAGAAUUUCUGUAUGACGUUUCCUCAAGUAGAACAAAAAGAGAUAAAGGCAUGUUUAAGUAAUGAAAAGAGUUUGGACAAAAAACUACAGAGUGCCAGUGAAUUAAUUUCCAAAGUAACGGGAAUAGAUCAAUUAAAAGUUUUAACAUCCGCAAACUCUUUGAUUCAACGGAUAGAAGCAGGAUUCUUCUAUAAACCAUCCAAGAAAUUAUCAGGAAGUACUCUGUUAAUAAGAAGAAAUGAUAAUCCCUUUAGUACGGAAAAUUAUGAUUUAAACCAAGUAUGUAACCAGGCACCCUACAUAGAAAAAAUUGACGGAGAUCACAAAACUAUACUUUUGGGAAAUAACACACAAAAAGUGGCAGAUAUAAUUAACAAAUUUUGUAAAAUAUAAUAUAUAUUUUUGUAAUAAUAUGUAAUACUGUAGCAAUUUUUAAAACUGUAAUAUUUUUAAGCCUUACAUAAACUAAAUGUUGUUGUA
Molecule: messenger RNA, 7084 nt
Organism: Diabrotica virgifera virgifera (western corn rootworm)
Lineage: Eukaryota; Metazoa; Arthropoda; Insecta; Coleoptera; Chrysomelidae
Product: fatty acid synthase
Exons: 21
Coding region: 59-6997 (2312 amino acids)
Biological process (GO): fatty acid biosynthetic process
Molecular function (GO): oxidoreductase activity; 3-oxoacyl-[acyl-carrier-protein] synthase activity; fatty acid synthase activity
Source: RefSeq, a predicted model, not a curated record